UCUACAUCAAACUGUCAUUUUAUACCAAAUCAUUCCAAAUUAUAAUGGAAACUUUGCAGCACUAAGAAGUUUGAGACUAUAAAAAACCUAUGAUUCCCACCUUUGUUAUCACUCUGUAUUUGGGCUAAUUCAUUUGCCACUUCUUAGACUGCCUUCAUAUCAUUGAAUUCAAUACACAAGACAAUGAAUAGCAAUUCGAUGACAACUGAACUUUUGAUCAUUGGGGUAAUCCUAAUUUUUUUUGGCGUUGCCACAGCUGGCCUGGGAAGUGGUGGUGAAGGAGAACCAGCGCUCCCUCCAGCAGUGAGUGAGUUGAUUUUUGCUGAUCAAAGACUAGCCGUGGUGUAUCCUGUCAUUCAGAAAUUCAAAAACAUAAUCACCUCAGAUCCUCUUAAUAUCACUGCAUCUUGGAGUGGCACAGAUAUAUGCAACUACAGAGGAUUUUAUUGUGAAAGUCCUCCAGACAACAGAUCUGCUACUGCUCUGGCCUCCAUUGAUUUCAAUGGAUUCCAACUAAGCGCCCCAACUCUCGAAGGAUUUCUCGAUCAACUACCUGAUAUAGCCCUCUUCCACGCCAACUCCAACAAAUUUUCGGGGAUCAUCUCUCCAAACAUUGCAAAACUCCCCUAUUUAUACGAGCUUGACAUAAGUAACAACCUGUUUUCAGGGCCUUUCCCAACUGCCAUUUUAGGCAUGGAUGGCCUAUCUUUCUUGGACAUACGUUUCAAUCUUUUCACCGGUUCAGUACCCUCGCAGUUGUUCACCAAGGACCUGGAUGCACUUUUCAUUAACAACAACAAUUUCAUGACCAGGCUCCCUGACAUCAUAGGCAGCAACCAUAUUCUUUAUCUUACCUUAGCCAACAACAAAUUUUUCGGGCCAAUCCCACAUAGUAUUUCCAAGGUAUUUUCCACCCUAACAGAAAUUUUACUGCUCAACAACUUUUUAAGUGGCUGUUUGCCAUAUGAAUUGGGGUUCUUGAAAAAAGCUGUGGUGUUCGAUGCUGGGAACAAUAAAUUGACAGGUCCAUUACCUUUCUCCUUGGGCUGCCUUGAGAAGCUCGAGGUUCUUAAUUUUGCUGGUAAUCUGUUAUAUGGGACAGUACCAGAGGUUCUAUGCGCUGUAGAAACUUUGACAAAUUUAUCGCUGUCUGAUAACUAUUUUACGCAUGUUGGGCCAAUUUGCAUGAGCCUGAUCAAGAAUAGAGUACUUGACGUGAAGAAAAAUUGCAUUCCGGGGUUGCCAUUUCAAAGAUCAUUGGUGGAAUGCGUUUUAUUUUUCUUGCACCCAAGAUAUUGUCCCUAUAUUGGGACAUAUCAUUAUAUUCCUUGUUGGCAUCCUCAUUUCAGCUCUUCUCCAUUAGCUCUAGCUGAUAAGGCCCCUUCACCUUCUUAAUUUCUUAUUAAUCUUGUGAUCAUGAUCCUCAGCUUAUAUGUUAUGUAAGGGUCAUAAAUAUUUUCCGACUAUCACGGUGCAGUUUAAUAGUGCAACACAACAGAAAUAAUUUUAAUAAUGCUCAA
Molecule: messenger RNA, 1520 nt
Organism: Olea europaea var. sylvestris
Lineage: Eukaryota; Viridiplantae; Streptophyta; Magnoliopsida; Lamiales; Oleaceae
Exons: 1
Coding region: 184-1395 (403 amino acids)
Molecular function (GO): protein binding
Source: RefSeq, a predicted model, not a curated record